This is a messenger RNA of Penicillium vulpinum, 1494 nucleotides long. RefSeq lists its product as uncharacterized. Bases 1 to 1494 code for a protein of 497 amino acids. Gene Ontology annotation, molecular function: ATP hydrolysis activity; microtubule binding; microtubule motor activity. The record is from RefSeq and is a predicted model, not a curated record. Gene Ontology annotation, biological process: microtubule-based movement. NCBI's taxonomy places the organism in Eukaryota, Fungi, Ascomycota, Eurotiomycetes, Eurotiales, Aspergillaceae. The transcript is spliced from 3 exons. Gene Ontology annotation, cellular component: centrosome; spindle; kinesin complex.
AUGCUUCGACCACUUCUUCCUUUCGUAUGGGAAGGAGGUAUAGGCACACUGUUCGCAUUUGGACAAACAGGCUCCGGCAAAACUUAUACUAUCAGUGAAGUGGAACGACUUCUCGCGGAGACAUUGUUUGAUGGGGCUUGGGCAACUCAGCGGAAACUACAUGUUUCAAUGUUUGAGCUGGCCGGGAACUCCGCAUAUGACCUUUUAGACUCGCGUGCGCCGUUCUCGAUCCUCGAAGACUCGUUUGGCAAUACACAGCUUGUUGGGGCCCAGGAACUUGCUAUCAAUAGCAAGUCGGAAUUCUUAGCUUUGAUUGAAAAAGCCACAUCAUUUCGACAAACUGCCGGUACAGAGAAAAACGACGGAUCCUCACGCUCACAUGCAAUUUGCCGUAUUAGGGCCGUGAACAUAUCACCAGAACCUUCGGAAGAUGGCAUCCUCUACUUGAUUGAUCUCGCAGGGUCAGAGGCAGCACGAGAUCUUUCUAAUCACAGCGCUGAUCGCAUGAAAGAGACACGUGAGAUCAAUAUCAGUCUCUCCAUACUCAAGGACUGCAUAAGAGGGAUAGCAAGUACUAACAACACGCCCGAAACAUCCAAAAAGCGCCAGAAGGACCAGUAUAUUCCAUUCCGUCAGAGCACUUUGACCAAGGUCUUGAAGCAUGUGUUUGACCCGUCUGGUACUCGAAGCUCGACGACUGCAGUAUUAGCCUGCAUCAACCCAAGCUUUUUAGACACAUCAGCAAGCAAGAAUACUCUUCGUUAUGCCCAUAUGCUUUGUGCAACUGAGGUCAAAUAUCAGUCGGUCGAGCAUAAUCCUGCGAUACCCAAAACAUGGAGUAACAAGUUUGUUCGAAGUUAUAUCACCAAAGAAGAGUCAGGCGCUCAGCUUUUGGCGAUCCCCUUGAACAAAUUCAUCGCCCGCUGUCUCCGUACCAAGGGCGUGACGGACAAUCAAGCCAAAGCCUUCCAUGCCAAGCUUUGGCGCCUACAUAUCGACUCUACACAUGCCCCUCGGUCGGACCAGAAGUUAAACGGUGAUCUAGUGCAAAAAGACCACACUGCCCGGGAGAGCGUGUCACCCAUGACCUACAUUUCCAGCCGUGACUUGAUGUCCAAGGGGGACAUGCGCACAUUUAAAGAUCGCAUUCGACCCGGCAUGGUGGUUUGUUGUAACGCGAUGGUUGAUGUCCCUUGGACUUCGUCUCAGCAGAAACUGGUCAUGGUUCUGUGUCCACAGAAAGUCGUUGGAAAAAACAUGAAAGAUGCCCUGGGCAAUGAGAUUAAUUCAGGGUAUUGUUUAUCACAGCAUGAGAACACAGAACCCACAGGAGCCACUCACCAGCGCUAUCUAUGUGCUAUGGUCUUGUCUGGAGGUUUGGCAGACUCAUACGAGGUCAGCAUCUGGCGGCAAAUUGUUGUGGAUCUGAGUUCUAUGGAGACAGAAAUCUCACUCGAGUAUGAUCCUGCCACAAGAUACUACCACAUCUGUUGA